AUGGAGAAGACUGAGCUGAUCCAGAAGGCCAAGCUGGCGGAGCAGGCUGAGUGCUACGACGACAUGGCCACUUGCAUGAAAGCCAUGACAGAGCAGGGCGCCAAGCUGUCCAACGAGGAGCGCAACCUGCUGUCGGUGGCAUACAAGAACGUGGUCGGGGGCCGCAGGUCUGCCUGGAGGGUCAUCUCGGGCAUCGAGCAGAUGACCGACACCUCCUACAAGAAGUUGCAGCUGAUCAAGGACUGUCGGGAGAAAGUAGUGUCGGAGCUGGGGUCCAUCUGUACCAUGGUCCUGGAAUUGUUGGAUAAGUAUUUUAUAGCCAAUGCAACUAAUCCAGAGAGUAAGGUCUUUUCUCUGAAGAUGAAGGGAGAUUAUUUCCGGUAUCUUGUUGAAGUAGCAUGUGGCGAUGAUCGAAAACAAACGAUAGACAAUUCCCAAGGAGCCUACCAAGAGGCAUUUGAUAUAAGCAAGAAAGAGAUGCAACCUUCCCAUCCAAUCUGCCUGGGGCUGGUUCUUAACUUUUCUGUAUUUUACUUUGAGAUCCUUAAUAAUCCUGUGCUUGCCUGCACACUGGCCAAAACGGCUUUUGAUCAGGCCAUCACAGAGCUUGAAUCACUGAGUGAAGAUCCCUAUAAAGAAAGCACCCUCAUCAUGCAGUUGCUUAGAGACAAGUUAACAUUAUGGACAUCAGAAAGUGCAGGAGAAGAAUGUGAUGCAGCGGAGGGGGCCGAAACCUAA
Molecule: messenger RNA, 738 nt
Organism: Cricetulus griseus (Chinese hamster)
Lineage: Eukaryota; Metazoa; Chordata; Mammalia; Rodentia; Cricetidae
Source: RefSeq, a predicted model, not a curated record